Drosophila navojoa is the source of this 1178-nucleotide messenger RNA. Its product is annotated as MYG1 protein. Gene Ontology annotation, cellular component: cytoplasm; nucleus. NCBI's taxonomy places the organism in Eukaryota, Metazoa, Arthropoda, Insecta, Diptera, Drosophilidae. The record is from RefSeq and is a predicted model, not a curated record.
CGGGGUGUGUACACAUUGUGCCAAUGGUAACACGAUUCUUGCCGCGUUUUCUACCAAUUGUUGUAUUUAACCAAUUUACUCGGAAAUUGACAAUGAGCUCCGCUGCUAAUGGAGUACCGUCGCCACCAAAACGCCCCACGCCCCUAACAAUUGGCACGCACAACGGCACGUUCCACUGUGACGAGGUGGUUGCCUGUUUUAUGCUCAAACAAUUGCCAGAAUACGAGAAUGCUGAAAUAUUCCGCAGUCGGGACGAUGAGGCACUGCGUGCCAAGUGUGAUAUAAUUGUGGAUGUUGGUGGGGUCUUCGAUCACGAAAAGAAGUGGUACGAUCAUCAUCAGUUGACAUUUAAGGAGACCUUCAGCACGGUGCACCCCGAACUCGGCGACGAAUUUGACAUAAGGCUAAGCAGCGCGGGCUUGGUCUACAGUUUCUAUGGUGAGCGUGUCAUACAAAGUAUUUUGCAACGAGAACGAAAGGUGCAACUAUCAGAAGCCAAUCUGAAAUUGGCUUUCCUACAAAUCUAUCGAAAUUUUAUUUGCGAACUCGAUGCCAUUGACAAUGGCGUGCCCAUGUUCGAUGGUGCAGAGCCACGCUACAAGAUAUCCACGCAUCUAUCGGCGCGCAUAGGCAAACUGAAUCCCUCAUGGCAGGACACGAAUUCAGAUACUGACCAACGCUUCCACAUGGCCAUGUCAGUUGCGGGCAAGGAGUUUGUCGAGAACGUACUGGAGGUUGCCUGCUCGUGGAUCGCAGCCCGCGAUCAUGUUCGCCUGGCUUUGGAGAAAGCCGCAUCGGUCCACGAGAGCAGGCAAAUCCUUCUGCUAGAAACCUUCUGUCCGUGGAAAGCACAUUUGGACAGCCUAGAAAAGGAAUAUGAUGUCGAGGGCGUGCCGAAAUUGGUCAUCUUUAAUGAUGGAAACAGCUGGCGUGUUGCUGGAGUUCCCGUCACGCCUAGUAGUUACAUUGGGCGUAAAUUUCUGCCCACACCUUGGCGAGGUCUGCGCGAUAAGGAGCUCUGCCAAGUGACUGGGAUUGAGGAUCUCAUAUUUGUGCACCACACAGGCUUCAUCGGCGGCGCCAAGACCAAGGAAGCGGCGUUGGCCAUGGCACUGCAGACCUUGGAUUUUGUCGACGAGUGAACGGCUUUGAAAUAAAUUUAUAGUCAAUUAUAUCCU